CGCCAUUGUUUUUUAAGCUCGUAGAGCCAAAUUGUUGUAAAAAUAAGUUUUGACUGGCGAAAAUUAACGUAAACUAACUUCCUCGCGUACCUACAGGUAUCAUAUUUAUUUGAUUGAAAAUAAUUUACCAGUUAGUUGAUUAAAGUGUGUGCUACGUUUGGUUGAAAAUGGAUCUUAAAAUCAGCAUUUAUAACAUUCAGGAGAAGUUGUUGAACAACUUUGAGAUGACCAGGACCUAUAUCAACGAUCAAAUGCCUAAAAUGGGCGUGGAGGACACUAAUUCCCCAUCCCACAAACACCUCCAAUUUCUUCUUAAAAACCUAUCAGUUUUGGUGGAAAACAUCAAAAUGAGCGAAUUUCGCGAUAGGUAUCGCUUAAAUCCAACAAACGUAAAUCUGUUGUUCUUAUUGGGUCAAAAAGUGGAGACCAUCAAAGAGAGGGUGCAAAUUUUCAAGGCCAAAUACAAGGAAAUGCACACGGCCAUGGUUCACUUGAAAGAUUGCUCCUUUUUGUUUUCUAUAGUGCUUUUAUAUCAAAUUUGGCACAAAUGCUGGAUGUUUUUCUGUAUGCGUUACGAUAUUAUAAUGAGAUGUAUCUAUAAAGUGUCUGAGAGCCCAGCCAAAUAUAAAGCAAAGGAGCUGUUUACCAUUUGCAUAUCUGAUGAAGAUGUCGAGCUGUUGGUGGCUAGAGAGGGUUUGGAUGUUUUGGUGCAACAAAACGUUGAUGUGGAUAACUUAUCCUACGAGUUGAUAACCGGGCAAAACAAUUUAUCCCAUCAAAACAAGGAGAAAACUAGAAACGCCGUAGCCGAUUAUUUGGCCACCUCAACUUUACUGGACAAUUUGGUUAACUCCGAUACGAAGCCGAGAUCUCGCAUGCCUUACACCAAAAAUUUUACCCAACCAUCCCCGACUCCACCAAGCAACAAUUUUAAUGACAAAAAUAACCCGUCAACAAUGACGAUGAGCGAGUAUUGCACCAUCAAGAAACGCCUCCUCUACGUGGUUCAUCAGGAGUAUUACAGCGGUGCGGCAAGUCAGUCUUUACCGGCCGCUAGCGUUAAUAGCGAGCUGGUGCCCAGGAUGAAGGUGCAGCAGUCCAUGAUCAAAAUUGAGGAGACUGUUACCAAGAAUAAUGUGGAUGCAGGAGGUGUCGAUAAAAAAGUGAUGCAACCUGUGGCGGCUAGUUUUUCUUUCGAUUUGGGAUUGCAGUCGUCGUUUUCUGGAUACGAGCAGGCUGCAGAUAGUGUUUCUAGGUUGAGGGAAUUGCCGGUUUUUGGGCCCCUUUUGGACGUGAACAAUUUGGGCCAAUUUCAAACUCCAGCCCCCGACGAAGUGGACAUUAACAACUUAAAUUACGCACAAUUUCUUGGAGAGUUUUACAAAUCAAAAUAAGUUUUAAAAAGAAGCAUUAGCAUUAAGAAAAAAUAUGUUUUAACGUUCAGCCUGUUACACUUUAGUAUUUUUCACGUUUGUUAUUUCUUUUGUUAAACAGUUAUCUUCCUUUUCCAAAGCAUUAAACUGU
Molecule: messenger RNA, 1524 nt
Organism: Brassicogethes aeneus
Lineage: Eukaryota; Metazoa; Arthropoda; Insecta; Coleoptera; Nitidulidae
Source: the annotation of a GenBank genome assembly